UACAGUUAAUUCUAUGAAAUUAUAAAAAUCAAUCUAUACUCAUACAAUCUUGGUUCUACGCACUUGACUGCUGCUCUACCUAUAAAAUUCUCAGUGGGUUUGCAGAGGAGUUUGUAUUGGUGGAAGGAAGCAGUUCAUUACCUAUUUAUAACACCCACAUAAUCAUCCUCAUCUUCUCCAUCCUCUUAGCCCUCGACCCUUCAUCCAUCCUUCCUUUCUUCCUUCUUUGCAAAGAAUCUACUGUGUUUGUUUUCUCAGGUCUAUUUUUAUAUAAUUGAUUGGUGGGGUUCAAAGGCUUUGGAGGAGAAGCACCAUGUCAGAAAGCCAGGCCAGUCUUUUACUCAGGAAGCAAUUAAAAGAACUAUCUAGGAAUCCAGUGGAUGGCUUCUCAGCAGGACUUGUGGAUGAUUCAAAUCUUUUUGAGUGGAAUGUAGCAAUAAUUGGUCCCCCAGAUACGUUGUAUGAAGGAGGAUAUUUUAAUGCCAUCAUGAGUUUUCCACCCAACUACCCAAACAGUCCUCCAUCAGUGAGGUUUACAUCAGAAAUGUGGCAUCCAAAUGUUUAUCCGGAUGGACGUGUUUGCAUUUCUAUUCUUCAUGCACCAGGAGAUGAUCCAAAUGGUUACGAGCUUGCCAGUGAAAGAUGGUCACCUGUGCACACGGUGGAAACUAUUCUCUUGAGUAUUAUAUCAAUGCUAUCUAGUCCUAAUGAUGAAUCACCUGCAAACAUUGAUGCAGCGAAAGAGUGGCGAGAUCAAAGAGAUGAAUUCAAGAAGAAAGUUGGCAGGAUCGUCAGGCGGUCGCAAGAAAUGUUUUGAGACUGGACAUGGUCGAUUGGUGAAUUCAAGUAAUUCUUUUUAUUAUUGUCCAGUCAGAAAACCUGCUUAUGGGUUUUAGUCUAGGUUGUGUCUAAGCUGUGGUAAUCUAGCUAGCUUGCAUCCGAUUGUGUAAUGGCAUGCUUAAACUUUGGAAGUAUGCAUGAAUCUAUAGCUGCUUCAACAUGGACUCUUGUGUAUUCACAACUUUGGAAGCUAAAUUUACAAAGUGAUAUGUGAUAUUCAGCAGCAGUCUAUGCUAAGCAAGUAUUGUUGAAUGAAUUUCAUUGUUGCUGGUGCUUCUUUGUUUGGCUGUGAAGCCUGUGGUAAUCGUGGCAACUCAAAAUCUGAUGUAUAGGGUUUUCCAAAUGAAUAGAUAUAUUUUGGACGUGUCCAUAAUGUUGUCA
Molecule: messenger RNA, 1221 nt
Organism: Cryptomeria japonica (Japanese cedar)
Lineage: Eukaryota; Viridiplantae; Streptophyta; Pinopsida; Cupressales; Cupressaceae
Product: ubiquitin-conjugating enzyme E2 7
Exons: 6
Coding region: 314-817 (167 amino acids)
Biological process (GO): ubiquitin-dependent protein catabolic process; protein polyubiquitination
Molecular function (GO): ubiquitin conjugating enzyme activity
Source: RefSeq, a predicted model, not a curated record